AUGGCUAAGUGCAAUAAGUGUAACAUUCAAAUCAACAAGUCCGAUGAGCCGCCAGCGGUUAGCUGCAGCAAAUGCUCACUAUACUGGCAUGUAUUGUGUGCCGGGCUACGUUGUACACCGCGGGACAAAUUAAAUUGGCGUUGCGAUGCAUGCAGACUUAACCAGUCGAAGAAAACUGUCAAGAGUAAGGUUACAGCACACGAAGAUUCUUCUUCUCCGAAAUCUCCAGUGGUGAUCGAGGGGGAAGAAAUUGUAGCUAAUAUCAAAGAUCUUCGCCAGGAGCUUGAGUCUAUAAAAAAGGACAUGAACGAGAAGGCGCCUAAUAUUCAGGUUGGGCUUGAAAAAAGAAUUGAAAUCGUGGAAGCAAAAUUGAUGGACCUAGAAAAUCUUGGAGACUUAUUAAAUGGCUUUCAAGUUAGGGUUACAGCUCUGGAAGAAUGUAAUAACUACCUAGAACAGUGUGAAAGGGUGAACAACUUAGAAGUACAUGGCCUUGCUGAGCAACCUAAUGAACAACCAAUAGACGUAAUCCUUAGAAUUUCAGAUUUUCUUGGGAUUGCAAUGACGAGAACGGACAUAAGG
Messenger RNA from Iphiclides podalirius (scarce swallowtail), 582 nucleotides. Lineage: Eukaryota; Metazoa; Arthropoda; Insecta; Lepidoptera; Papilionidae. The record is from the annotation of a GenBank genome assembly.